UGCUUCCGCCGCUUGACGAGAGGGGCUCGCGGAGCGGGGCGGCCCGCGCGAGUCGAUGCUGUGCUGCUUGGUGGUGGCGGCGGCCGGCGCGUUUCAAGUCAGUCGCCCCUCUGAUCGCCGCCGGUGAGGUUGUCCCACGAACGCCGCGCUCGCUUCGGGACUCGCCGACCGCUCGCUCGCUUCGCGAGUUUUCACCACGCGCGCUUCUGGCAAGCAAGAAGUUGGCCGUUGGCGCUCGGGUGCGCUCCCGUGAGCACCGCCCCUCCUGCUCCACCUCUCUCUAUAUAUUUAUUUUCUCUCUUUAGUUGAGUAAACCAGACUGGACACGAACGCUUGCCGAUCGGUCGUCUCGGCGUCCGAUUUCUUUUCCGCAGGUGAUUGCCGUUUUCCGGCCGGACAUUCGGAGUGCUUAUUUGAAAGUGUUUUGUCGACUGCGGUCGGCCGUGCGGUGGUUUCGGAGUUCGCCGGCCGAGCAGCAGUUACUGCACGCGCGUGCCCAUCGUCGUCACGACCGGUCUCAGAUCUAGUCCUUCCAAUUUUCUGCAAGAACAGCGACGGCGUUCCGGGCUCGUACGAGUUUGCCGUGACUUCUGAGACGACGACAGUCCUACGCUGAAAAGUUACUGCGGAAGUUUCGGUCGGACGCGGGCGUUGGUCACCCGUCAGUGACGUCAAGCGCAAAACAUUGCACCGCGCGCGCGCGCGUGAGCCGUGCGGCUUUUUCUGUUUCCCGCGUGGUCCCGCGGCAGCGAUGCCGACUUGUUUUGGCGUCGUGCAUGCGGCAUGCGAAGUGACUGACUGAGCGAUCGGGCUGUUGUGACUUGUUGGACCAAGCGUUUCGUUUACCCGCUCCUCCCCCGAGUCAUUGCGAAACUUAAUUGUGCGUGUGGCGGCAAGUUUUUCGUCUGCGUCGUCGUCUGCCUCCUCCACUACGUGCGUUCUUGUCACGCGCUUCCGUCGUGUGAAAGACAGCUGAGGCCGGACUCAAUAUAAAAGGCGUGCACGCUCGUCCCUCUCCUGCCGGCAGCCAGACAGACACACCAACGACCUCGAGGGAGCCGGCAGCAGAAGCGCGAUUUCUAAUCGCCGCCGCGGCCAUUGUGCAGUGAACUUUGAACGACGAGAAACUCAGCAUCACGCGAUGCGUCUUCCGUGGCUGCUCGCUCUCAAGGCGCUCAUCGUGAUGGCAGUGCCGCAGCGACACGAGCUGUCCAACGCCAUCGAGGACGUAUCUUCGGCUUCGUUGUCUUCGACUGCCAGCGGCGCGCUCGCCGAGGAGCAGACGUCUCCCCGCCGUCACCACGGCCAGCAGCACCAGCGGCUCAAGGACGGGGCCGCCGUCUCCCGGUUGCUGCAGGUGUUCGGGCUGCGCGAACCUCGGCGCCGCGAGCGACACCAGCAGCCGCCCGUCUACAUGCUCGAGCUGUACAACGCCACCGCGGGCUCCGGAGGGAUUACGCGAUCGGCGAACAAGUACAACGCCAACCUGGUGCGCAGCUUUCCCGACCGAGUGCGACGACACAACAAGCGUGGUAAGAAGAAGAGCAAGGACAAGAAGGCCACGAGGGGAAGCGGGGCCGCCAAGGAUAGUCCACUGCGCUUCUUCUUCAACGUGACACCCAGCGAAUCUGCCAAGGAGGAAGUGCUGCAAGCCGAGUUCCACCUGUACAAGCUGCGCCCCAAGCACAGGGCUCCGGACAGGCUUGGGGAUGCCAAGUCGCAUCUGCUCGAGGUGCGCGUCUACCAGGCGAUGCCGGGCGUCUCCCCACUGCGCGAGGAGGGUCACCGACUGCUAGACGUGCGGCGCAUGACGUACACCUCCGUUGGCUGGGAGGUGUUCUACGUCAAGGCUGCCGCCGUCGACUGGAUCAAGGACCCGUCUUCGAACCUCGGGCUGUUGAUGACGGUUCGCACGGCCCAUGGCCGCCGGUUGGAGGACGGCGUGCUUCGUUUCGCCAAGCGACACCAAGGUCACGUGAACAAGCAGCCCAUUCUGGUGGUGUUCAGCGACGACGGCAGGCCCAGCAGAGAGACGCUGUAUCCGACUGGCGCCUCCGGUGACGUCACUGGAGGAUGGCUUCCGGGACAGGCGACUGGCGCGAGCCUGCCGGUCGCCGUGCCAAAUGGCGAUGGCUUCACACCGGCUCCAAAUCCCAGGAGCGUGCGGGCGGCUCCGCAGACCUCGUCUUCCGGGGCCAAGUCUUCAGCGACGGGCAAGGUGCACGACGAGCCGUUCGGUUGCACGCGGCACGAGAUGUACGUGGACUUUGAGAAGAUAGGUUGGUCCAGCUGGAUCAUCUCGCCGAAGGGCUACAACGCGUACCACUGCAAGGGUCAGUGCUAUUUCCCGUUGGGCCAGAACCAGUGGCCCACCAACCACGCGACCGUGCAGAGUAUCGUCAACGAGCUCAGCUUGACGGCCGGAGUGGGCGCACCCUGCUGCGUGCCCAACAAGCUGUACUCCAUCAGCCUGCUAUACUUCGACGAAAACGAGAACGUGGUGCUCAAGCAGUACGACGACAUGGUGGCCGCUAGCUGCGGGUGCCACUGAAACCUCCCCAUAGCGCAGCGCAAUGAGCGGGUGGCCAAGCACACAUGCUCUUUGAUUGACGACACCCCGCGUCAUCGCCGGAUGGCUUCCGUGGACGCGGAAAUCGAGUCUAGCUGGACGCUAAGGAGUGGAGGUUAAGACGAGCGCAUUUUAACUGAGUGAUGGUGCAAAGACGCUUGAACUUAGCUGCAUGUUUCCUGCUCGAGUCCUUGCGCGGGACGAGUGGCAUGGACAUCUAGCUUCGUUGCGGUAUUUAUGACGAUGGGACUUGUCGGAAUCUCUACUUGGACUCUGUACGUGACGCAAGCACUACGAUGUCUGGUGCCGUAAAAGACGUGAAAUUAGCAGUAUGGUAUGUGUACGAGAGGCUAUUUGGAUGUAUAACGUCUUGGCUGUCUCUUCGGAAACUUAUCGUUUAGACAGUUGUCUUUAUAAGCCAUCAGCACUCGUUUGUUAUACUUGCGGUAUUCGACCUGCAGACUAUAUAGAAACUGCCUUGAUGUUGAAAACGUUGACAGAAUUGGCAAUCGUAAAGGUAUCAUGUACCUUGAAGGUUACUAGCUGUAGCCGACUGGUAAUGAUUUAAGAUGGCCUAGCACGCCACUUGAUGUCGAUGCGAUGUGUGAUCUGCCCAAAGACGGUUAUCCUUCGCGUUGAGGAGCUUCGGUCUCUCCACCUGCAAGGAUGAAGGGCUGUAGUGUUAGCUUACCUUGCACAUGUAAGAGCUUGAGCAUUUUUUGUCAUGGACAUCUCUUGCGAGCACUCGAUUACUGACGUCGAGCCUGUGCAUAGAACGGAAACUGUUAAA
Molecule: messenger RNA, 3359 nt
Organism: Dermacentor albipictus
Lineage: Eukaryota; Metazoa; Arthropoda; Arachnida; Ixodida; Ixodidae
Product: bone morphogenetic protein 4-like
Cellular component (GO): extracellular region
Molecular function (GO): cytokine activity; growth factor activity
Source: RefSeq, a predicted model, not a curated record